This is a messenger RNA of Topomyia yanbarensis, 7160 nucleotides long. RefSeq lists its product as uncharacterized. The record is from RefSeq and is a predicted model, not a curated record. Gene Ontology annotation, molecular function: nucleic acid binding. The transcript has 2 exons. Lineage: Eukaryota; Metazoa; Arthropoda; Insecta; Diptera; Culicidae. Bases 1095 to 7160 code for a protein of 2021 amino acids. Gene Ontology annotation, biological process: DNA integration.
GUCUUGAAGUUCUGGCGGGCGUUCUUCCGCUGAAACAUCGAUUCUGGGACCUCUCAUAUCGAUUGCUCAUUCGAUGCGAUAUUCUGAACUCAUUGGUGAUUGCAAAUUGCGAAAGGCAUAAUGUCAACCGUGCUCAUCUUUUAGAUACUUCUGAUCCAACUGUAUUUUUCGAUACAUCCAUGAAGGAAGAGAUUUGUGGAAUUCCGGAUCAUAUUCGCCCACAAGUGGUCCCAAAUAUUUUCUAUAACAAAUACCAUCAAGUCGACUGCGCCAAAAUGUUCUACACUGACGGAUCGAUUCUCGACGGGUCCACAGGCUUCGGUAUCUUCAACGAGAAUCUUGCUGCCUCAUUCAAACUCAAUGAUCCUGCUUCAAUUUACGUCGCAGAAUUAGCUGCCAUUCAGUACACUCUCGGGAUCAUUGACACCCUGACCUCAGACCAUUACUUCAUCGUUUCGGAUAGUGUUGUGGUAGCCAGCCCCCUGGUUUGUAGGACUGGGUAGGUUAUACACAGCAAUACGUACAAGCAGUUUACGGUGUAGAGAAAAUUGAUGACGGGACAAGCUGUCAUUUCUGAACAGAUAGAAGGUGAAGGAAGGCUAACAAUUGGAAUACCUAAAUUAAACCUACAAUUUGUUAAAUCUACUAAAUAUUAAUAAUUCCUUAAUGCUAAUCUUAACGCUAUUUCGGUAUCACAGGAUCGCUUAAAACUAUCUUAAGAUACGUAAGUAAACUUAAAUAUACAAAUAUCGCCUUAAUCUAACAUGCAAAUGAUAUGUACAGGUGAUUGAAUAUCGGAACACCUCCACGUGGUGUAGACCGUUUAAAGAUAAUUGAGAAUAAGGUUAGUGUAGACAUACAUGCUUAAAACUUAAAGAAGUUAACAGUGUUCUUGAAACUUCUAACCGCAGAUUAGUAAAAACCCGGCGAACGCGAUUUGCUGACCGUUUUUAAGAGCCUUUUUGGGGCUGCAGGAGGAAAAACAAAAUUUCUUUAAGCUGCCAACUAAAAAAGGCUGCUCUAAGGAUUGUUAAUCCUCACAUCCGAACAAACUUAAAGAAAUUUUUGGUGAAUUUUCGGAUCUAACCUCAAAUAUGGCUGAUGAGAAGGAAUCAGCGGAAGCUGUUGGUCGAAGCUGCAUCCACUGCGACGAUGAUGAUUACGCUGACGAUAUGGUCCAGUGCGACCGCUGCGACUCGUGGGCCCAUUUUCGCUGUGCCGGUGUGACCGAAGCGGUGAAGGAUGCGUCGUGGAACUGUUCGAAAUGCAGCACCCUGCUGCAAGUACCGAUUCGUACCGACAAGAAGGCGCCCAGUAAGAAGGGGCCGACGAAGAAGACCACAAAGAGCGAUGGUGGCUCAGAAUCCGGUAGAGGUGCGAAUUUGGAAAUUUCCCUCCAACAGAUGGAGUUGCAGCAUAAAGCUCUGGAAUCAGAGUUAGAAGAGAAGAAAAUCAUCCAUGAAAAGCGACUCGAAAUGGAGCGCUUAAUUUUAGAAAAGCGAAAGGCACAGCGAAAGGAAAUGCUGGCGAAGGAGAAGAAACUGAUGGAGCAGCAGUUAGCAGACGAACGGGAGUUCUUGGAGCAACAGAAAAAACUCCGAGUUAACUUCCAGCGAGCUCGUGAAGAGCUAUUUUGCCUGCCCGAAGGCGACCAAGAAGAAGGCGCUAUCGAAAGAGAAGGAACCUCCGACAAGGUGCGGAUGUGGAUGGAGUCCAUUCCAACGGAUCCACGAGGGGCUUAUUCAAAGGACCUGCGACGGGCUGGAUGCAAUCCAUCAGAAACCAAAGCAAAUGACGUAAAGAAAAAUAAAGUAGAAUUCCCAAUACCCAAGCAAGUGCCCGGGGAUUUGUGCGGUCGGAAAUCAGGCACAGUUGAUCGUAAGCAACCAACGCUAAUGCUAAACGGGUCGGGGUUGAAUUCAACUGGCAAUUCCCACCAAAGCAAGUUUUCCCAUAAUCAAAAGGGGAACGCAUUUCUACGGUCGUUGUUGCUGGACAACGAAGAAAACGAGGAGCAAGAUGAGGAAGAGGAACAAGACUCAAUAUUGCAGCAGGAAUUAACGGAGGAGGAAGAAACCGUUCUUCGGAAUCUUGUAAAUCGCCGAAGACAGAACCGAACGGGGUUUCAGCGAGCAGGGCCAGCUAGAGGACCAACUCCGGAACAGCUAGCCGCGCGACAUGCAGUGUCAAAACAUCUUCCUAUCUUCAAAGGGGAAGCGGAAGUUUGGCCGCUCUUCAUAAGUUGCUAUGAAACUACUACAGCAGCUUGUGGAUUCACCAAUACAGACAACCUGAAGAGACUCCAGGACAGCCUUCAGGGUCUGGCGAAAGAAGCUGUGCAGAGUCGCUUAUUACUGCCAGAGUCGGUUCCCGAGGUAAUCGAGGAUCUCCGCAAGUUAUUCGGCAAUCCGGAAAAGCUACUGAAAUCGCUGGUAGCUAAAGUCCGUAGAGCUCCAGGACCAAGUCUGGAUAGACUUGAAAGUUUCCUCUACUUCGGGAUCACUGUUAAACAGUUAUGUGAUCAUCUCGAAGCCGCUGGACUACAUGAUCAUCUGAGUAAUCCGAUGCUAGUGCAGGAGCUGGUUAGUAAGCUACCAUCCGAGUAUAAACUGGACUGGGUACGCUUCAAGCGGGGAAAGAUAGGGACUCCGCUUAGGCUGUUUACUGAUUUUACCAACGAAAUCGUAUCAGAAGUAUCGGAAGUAGCCGAAUUUAGUGGCCUAGAAACAAAGGGGCAGAGAGAGGUCGGAAAACCUAAGGGAAAGAAGGAGUUUAUGCACACCCAUUCAGCACAAAACGUCCAGCCGUACGUAGCUCAUUCCACGUCGGCUCCCAAAGGAAAAAGACCGUGUGUCGUUUGCAAGAGAACGGACCACAAAGUGCGAUUUUGUGACGACUUUGAGAAACUAACACUACGAGAUCGACUGAAGUUAGUAGAGAAGUAUAAGCUCUGUGCAUUAUGUCUGUGUGAGCACGGCCGAACUCGCUGCACGUUCAAUGUUCGGUGUAACAUAGACCAUUGCAAAGGUGGGCAUCAUCCAUUGCUCCAUCGCACUGAAGAGCUCGUUCAGGUGGCUGAUGUCGAAUGCAACACUCAUCUUCGCUCAAACCGUUCAGUCCUUUUUCGCAUAUUACCGAUAACUUUGCAUAAUGGCAAGUCGUCUGUAAAUUUGAUCGCUUUCUUGGACGAAGGCGCAUCUGCAACAUUGCUGGAGAGCACAGUAGCAGACAAGUUGAAUGCUGACGGUGUUCCAGAACCAUUGGUGGUUCACUGGACAGCGAAUGUGAAGCGGCAUGAGGACCAAUCUCGACGGUUGGAUUUGUUGAUCUCCCCGAGAGGAUCAAACACUAAACACCAGCUGAAGGGUGUUCGUACGGUAAAGAAUUUGAUGCUGCCAAUACAGAGCAUCAAGAUUCAAGACCUGGCGAAUCGUUUCGAGCAUAUGAAAGGCUUGUCUGCAAACGAUUACGACGCCGAUGCACCGCAAAUAAUUAUUGGCCUGGACAAUUUACACUUGUUCGCGCCAUUGGAGUCACGAGUAGGUGGAGUAGGAGAACCGAUUGCCGUCCGAUCCGCGCUAGGCUGGACAGUGUACGGACCAGAUAAACCGGUGUCAUCGGCAAAAGCGUUCGUGAACCACCACAUCACUCAUACCGUAAGCAACCAAGAGUUGCAUGAGAUGCUUGGAGCACAAUAUGCAUUGGAAGAGCUCUCUACAUCGAUGGUACCCCUUGCUGAAUCCAACGAAGAUAAACGGGCGCGUGAUAUUCUGCAGAAAACAACCGUUCGAGUAGGGGAUCGAUUUGAGACGGGACUGCUAUGGAAAAACGAUGUUCCUGACUUUCCAGACAGUUACCCGAUGGCGGUGCGUCGCUUGAAGGCGUUGGAGAGGCGGCUUUCCAGAAAUCCGGAACUACAGCAAAACGUUUUCCAGCAAAUCGUGGAGUAUCAGCGCAAAGGGUACUGCCACAAGGCAACAAAAGCAGAGUUGGGCGAGACAGCGACGAACAAGGUGUGGUAUUUACCGCUGAACGUGGUGCUUCAUCCAAAGAAGCCUGAUAAAGUCCGGUUGGUGUGGGACGCUGCUGCCGCAGUCAAUGGGACAUCACUCAACUCUAACUUAUUGAAAGGUCCCGAUCUACUUACUUCGCUGCCAGCAGUGAUAUGCAAAUUUAGGGAAAAGAGUGUUGCCUUCGGCGGUGACGUGCGCGAAAUGUACCACCAGCUGCGCAUACGAGAGGCGGAUAAACAGGCUCAGCGCUUUCUGUUUCGUUUUGAGUCCAGUCGUCCUCCCGAGGUUUACGUAAUGGACGUAGCAACGUUCGGGUCAACCAGCUCUCCGUGCUCGGCACAAUUUGUCAAAAAUUUAAAUGCCGAGGAGUAUGCAGGACAGUUUCCAGAUGCAGCGAAGGCUAUCGUGGAACGCCAUUAUGUCGACGACUAUUACGACAGCGUCGACUCAGAAGAAGAAGCCGUAAAGCGUGCCAAAGAGGUGCAUUUCAUCCACUCGAAGGCCGGGUUCGAAAUCAGAAAUUGGGCAUCGAAUUCGGAGAAGGUUCUACGGGAAUUAAAAGAACCGAACCAGGAGCGAACGAUACACUUUCACCAGGACAAGGUCACCGAUCGGGAGCGAGUACUGGGUCUCAUCUGGGACACGAAAUGGGAUGUGCUGUCUUUCUCGAUUCCGGCUCAGGACGAAGUCAUAAGUUCCGGAAUGCGCCCGACCAAGCGUCAAAUCCUGAGCAUCGUCAUGUCUCUUUUCGACCCGUUGGGUUUGCUUACUCCAUUCACCGUGCUGGGCAAAAUGUUGGUUCAAGCUCUUUGGCGGACCGGGUGUGAUUGGGAUGAGCCUAUCGACGAUGAUUCUAAUGCCAAAUGGCAACAGUGGACUGAGAUGCUACCGGAAAUAGAACGAGUGCGAAUACCCCGGUCUUAUUUUGGGAAUCUUCACUCAGACAGUUACGGCCAAAUCCAGUUGCACGUGUUUUGUGACGCUGGUGAGAAUGCGUAUGGUUGCGUAGGUUAUCUGCGAAUUGUCGUCAACCAAGAGGUGAGCUGUUCUUUAGUAAUGGCUCGAUCUAAAGUUGCUCCACUAAGGCAGCUAACGAUACCGCGACUGGAGCUGCAGGCCGCAGUGCUAGCAGCACAAAUGAUAAAGGCGAUUCGACAAAACCACUCACUUGAAAUACAUCGAGUUUUCAUUUGGAGUGACUCGCAGACAGUUCUGUCGUGGAUACGGUCGGAUCAACGAAAGUAUAAACAGUUCGUCGGUUUUCGGAUCGGGGAAAUACUGAGCUUGUCAAACCUGUCAGAUUGGAGAUGGAUUCCGUCGAAACUGAACAUCGCUGACUGCUUGACCAAGUGGGGACGUAUGCCCUCCAUGGAGCCUGGAAGUUCCUGGUUCAGAGGACAAGAAUUCAUUUGCCAAGCACCGGAAACGUGGCCACAGCAAGUCUUACCUCCAGCAAACACGACGACAGAAAUGCGGGCGGUUUUUCUCUUCCACGACAUAGUGCUGACCGGACCUUUCAUCGACACCAAUCGAAUUUCCAAAUGGAAUGUCCUCAUCAGAACGGUAGCUUGUCUAUACCGUUUCAUCUCCAAUUGCCGAAGAAAAUGCCGUGGUCAAUCUAUCGAAACCCUUGAGCCUACGGCGAAUCAAGAAAAGCUGAUCCGGGGAGCGCUAACAGCAACCAGAGUUGGACUACAGCAGGGAGAAUAUCGGAGAGCCGAAGAAGCUCUGUUCCGGAUGGCUCAAAGUGACGCGUUCGGAGACGAAAUAAAAACUCUCCGAAAAAAUCAGGAAUUGGAACAAGACCAAUGGAUACCCUUGGAGAGAUCGAGUCCACUCCACAAGAUGACGCUACUGUUGGACUCUUCCGAAGUUCUACGGUUCGAGGGACGAACCGCAAAUGCCGAGUUUUUGCCGUUCGAUUUGCGAUUCCCUAUAGUAUUACCCAAAGAUAACGCAGUGACGGCAAGACUGGUACAAUAUUUUCAUGCAAAGUGUGGUCAUGCCUUCAGGGAGACGGUAAAGAGUGAAAUUAAACAACGGUUCGUGAUUCCAAAGCUCAGCUCCGUCGUCGCUAAUGUGGAGAAACAUUGUGUUUGGUGUAAGGUCCACAAGAAUAGACCAAGCGUACCACGAAUGGCUGCGCUACCAAUUCAAAGGCUCACACCAUACCAGCGACCGUUUACAUUCGUGGGGGUCGACUAUUUGGGGCCAGUAGAAGUUACGAUCGGACGGCGCGCGGAAAAAAGGUGGAUUGUCGUUUUCACGUGCUUGGUCGUUCGUGCCAUUCACUUAGAGGUGGCUCACAGCCUCAAUACCCAGUCAUGCUUGAUGGCCAUCAGGCGCUUUACUUGUCGCCGAGGAUCGGUUGCAGAAUACUUCUCGGACAACGGGACCAAUUUUCGUGCGGCGAGCAAAGAAAUCCAGCAGCUGUACCGUGACGUGCAGAAGGCGUGCGCUGAAGAGCUGACGGAUGCGAGGACGCAGUGGCAUUUUAACCCCCCUGCUGCUCCCCAUAUGGGGGGAGUGUGGGAGAGAAUGGUUCGGACGGUGAAAGAGGUGAUGAGCGCUCUGAACGACGGGAGGAGAUUAACCGAAGAAAUUCUUCAAACUACAUUGUGUGAAGCUGAGGAUAUGAUCAACAGUCGGCCGCUGGUAUUCGCUCCGCAGGAGUCUCCUUUGCCUGCACUAACACCAAAUACUUUCCUUCGGGGAUCAUCUCCCAACGAGCCACAGGAGGUUGUUGUACCAACGAACGUUGCACAUGCUCUGCGAGAUUCAUAUAAGCGAUCUCAGCUACUAGCAGAUGAAAUGUGGAAGCGGUGGAUAAGGGAAUAUGUUCCCAGCAUCAAUAGUCGGACGAAGUGGUUUACAGAAACGCGCCCGCUGCAGAAAGGUGAUCUAGUGUACGUGGUAGAAGGAGAUCGACGGAAAUCUUGGAUGCGGGGUGUCAUAGAGAAACCGAUUAUGUCCAGCGACGGACGAGUGAGACAGGCGAUCGUGCGAACAAACAGCGGUACCUAUAAACGUCCGGUCGCAAAACUGGCGGUUCUGGAGAUUGCUGAGGGUAACGCUGAUCCGGUGAAAGGAGCCGGAACAGGAUUACGGGUCGGGGAUUGUUGUGGUAGCCAGCCCCCUGGUUUGUAG